AUGAUGCCCACUGCCCUCCCGCCCAUGGCGACGCCGUUACUUGACGAGACGCCUGUCGUCUCCCUCCCACACGCUGGCACUCCUACGAACCACAACAAUGCUACUUCCGUCCUCAAUAUUUCUACAAUAAUCGAGCCCCCCGCGCCUUUGUCAACCCAGAAUAAUGGCACUGUGACCUCCUCCGAGCGACCGACCAGUACCGUGGUGAUUGUGUUCGGUCAGAAUCAAGAACAUAUUGUACACAUGGUGGCCGAAGUGCUUGGGAAACCAUGGACUACAGAGACAUCUUUGGCAGCGCUGAACAAGGCCGGUGAUGUAGUCGUGAUCGGAGUUUCGGCGCAAAACCUACACCGCAGUUUGGAGGGGUGUGACAGAUCAUCGCUCAUGUUAAUCAACACCCACUGCGUGGAAGACGGAUCCGCGCCGGAUGAUACCUUGUCAGAAACAUGCGACUAUGAGUUUCUGUACUCGCACAGUGCGUUCCUUCGCCGGGAUCUUACACGCUUUUUGUCGUUGAUUUUGGGCCAGACGAGACCGCAUGAAGAUCUGCGCACUAAGACCCGGACCAAUUUUAUUUCGACAACUUUCCCGGACGUGCAUGCGGCGUUGCCGAAUCUGGAUAUUCUCUCUGUUGGCUCAGACGCGGUAGAAAUCCGUGUGGAUUUGCUGAUUGAGCCUGGAUCAAAAGGCUCGGUACCGAGUCUCAAGUACGUCGGUCAGCAGUUGAUGUUGCUUCGCCAGCACACGGAAUUACCUAUUAUUUUUACGACACGGUGCACCAAGGAAAAUGGAAAAUUUCCUAUGGAUGACCCCUCUCUGUUUUACAAGUAUCUCCGACGGGCGAUCCAGUGGGGUGUCGAGUAUGUUGAUGUGGAACUUUGGCUUCCAGAGGAUAUCCGGCGACGGCUGGCUCAGGUCAAAGGCCAUAGUACUAUUAUGUCGGCUUUCCAUGAUUUCUCAGGAACAUGGAAGUGGACAUCCCCCGAGGCCCAGCGCAUUUUCGACGAGGGCGCUAAAUAUGCCGACAUUGUUAAGAUGAUCGCUAUGGUAUCUACAAUGGAAGAAAACUACGAGCUGGAGUAUUUCCGUUCCACUAUCAAAAACCGUGGCGAGGGCCCCUUGUUAUCUGCCGUGAACAUGGGCCAGCUGGGCCAGCUCUCUCGUGCACUCAACACCGUCUUCUCUCCCAUCACCCACCCUCUUCUUCCUAUGAUCGCCGCUCCGGGCCAGCUGACCGCGGCCGAGAUCAACGAGGCCCUGCAUAUCAUGGGCCAAUUGCCGAAACGCGACUUUUACGCUAUUGGCUCAUUCCGCGCAACGCCGCAUUCAAUGUUCGUGGAGAAAUGUCUCAACGAACUAGGCCUACCGCACUCAUUCAACUCCAUCGACCGCGGGCCCAAAGGUGCCAUGGAGUCCGUUAUGGCGCAGCCACAAUUUGGCGGCGCAUCAGUCAACCCCCCAAUCCCCAGCUCAACGACCUACAUCCCCGCCGUGAGUGACGCAGCGCGCGCCAUCGGCCUCGUCGACACCAUCGCCAUGAACACAGUCGAUGGAACCGCUAAUUUCAUCGGCGAGAACACCGCUUGGAAAGGUAUUCGCGCAACUCUAACACGCGACCACGUACCCUCUGCCUACCGCGGUCGAGCAGCAAUCAUCCUAUCUGGUUCCGAAACAGAUGCAUCAGCUGCUAUCUUCGCUCUACGCAAUCUGGAAGUCGGUCCCAUCUACACUGUUGGCUUCAAAGCUUCUGGCCCCUUGGCUGCCGGUCUCGAACCUUUUACAUCCAUCCAAUCCGUCAAACUAGUUGAGCAGCCUUUCGUCAUCGUCUCGGCCCUCCCACCCGAGAAAUCUCUUUUAGUCCAGCCUCUUCUGCGUCAUUAUCGUAGUAACGGUCGUUCGUCCCCGACAACGACGCGCGGGAAAGUUUAUCUGGAUUUGACUACUGGGUCUCGAAAGGGUGAUCCGCUCGCCGUGGCUACUAGUGCGGGGUGGACGGCCUAUGGAUCGGAAGAUGUUAGUGCAUGGACUACGGUUGAGACUUUGAGGUUGCUUGUUGGGCAGAAUGUGCCAUUUGACUUUGUGCGUAUGGCGUCUGGGCGCCCUCUGUUCUAG
Molecule: messenger RNA, 2112 nt
Organism: Penicillium odoratum
Lineage: Eukaryota; Fungi; Ascomycota; Eurotiomycetes; Eurotiales; Aspergillaceae
Product: type I 3-dehydroquinate dehydratase
Exons: 1
Coding region: 1-2112 (703 amino acids)
Molecular function (GO): 3-dehydroquinate dehydratase activity
Source: RefSeq, a predicted model, not a curated record